Rhincodon typus (whale shark) is the source of this 3494-nucleotide messenger RNA. RefSeq names its product alanyl-tRNA synthetase 1 (gene aars1). Gene Ontology annotation, biological process: tRNA modification; alanyl-tRNA aminoacylation. NCBI's taxonomy places the organism in Eukaryota, Metazoa, Chordata, Chondrichthyes, Orectolobiformes, Rhincodontidae. Gene Ontology annotation, molecular function: ATP binding; nucleic acid binding; amino acid binding. Bases 99 to 3005 code for a protein of 968 amino acids. Gene Ontology annotation, cellular component: mitochondrion; cytoplasm. The record is from RefSeq and is a predicted model, not a curated record. The transcript is spliced from 21 exons.
GCGGGGUUUGAGGGCCGGCGGACGAGGCCGAGGAGGCGGCGGUGAGGGACGUGCUGAGGGCCGGGGGCUGGAGCCGGACCCUCUAACUUGUUUCCAAAAUGGAUUCUACAAUGAAUGCUGGACAGAUUCGCCAGAAGUUCAUUGAUUUCUUCAAGUGUUACAACCACGAGUAUGUCCACUCCUCAGCGACUAUCCCUCUCGAUGACCCCACGCUUCUGUUUGCCAAUGCCGGUAUGAACCAGUUUAAACCAAUUUUCCUGAACACUAUUGACCCAUCCCAUCCAAUGGCAAAACUAACAAGAGCUGCAAACACUCAGAAAUGCAUCCGCGCAGGAGGGAAACACAACGAUCUGGAUGAUGUGGGAAAGGAUGUUUAUCAUCACACCUUCUUUGAGAUGUUGGGUUCUUGGUCCUUUGGUGAUUAUUUCAAGGCAUUGGCAUGUGAGAUGGCGUUAGAGCUGCUGACAAACGAAUUCGGGAUCCCCAUCGAACGGCUGUAUGUGACUUAUUUUGGCGGGAAUGAGAAAGCAGGGCUGGAACCAGAUCUUGAAUGCAAGCAAAUCUGGCUAAAUCUGGGAAUGGCUGAGGAACGGAUUCUGCCAGGAAGCAUGAAGGAUAAUUUCUGGGAGAUGGGUGAUACUGGACCUUGUGGUCCCUGCAGUGAGAUACAUUACGAUCGUAUUGGAGGCCGUGACGCUGCUCACCUGGUCAAUAUGGAUGACCCUAACGUUCUGGAGGUCUGGAACCUUGUGUUCAUUCAGUUCAACAGAGAAGUUGAUGGCAGUCUGAAACCUCUGGCAAAGAAGAGUAUUGAUACAGGAAUGGGUUUGGAAAGGCUUGUGUCAAUCCUGCAGCAAAAGAUGUCAAACUAUGACACUGACCUGUUUCAACCUUAUUUCAAAGCCAUCCAAAAGGGCACUGGAGCCAGGCCGUACACUGGGAAGGUGGGGUCUGAGGAUGUUGAUGGAAUAGACAUGGCAUACAGAGUGCUGGCAGAUCAUGCAAGGACGAUAACAAUUGCUUUGUCUGAUGGAGGUAGACCAGACAACACUGGUAGAGGGUAUGUUUUGAGGAGGAUUUUACGAAGAGCAGUGCGAUACUCUCACGAGAAGCUGAAUGCGUCAAAGGGUUUCUUUGCAACCCUGGUUGAUGUGGUGGUGGAAUCUUUGGGGGAUGCAUUCCCAGAGCUAAAGAAAGACCCAGAUAUGGUGAAGGAUAUUAUUAAUGACGAAGAGGAGCAGUUUCUGAAGACACUGAAUAGAGGGCGUCGUAUCUUAGAGAGGAAGAUCCAAAGUUUGGGGGAAAAUAAAAGAAUUCCAGGUGACACUGCCUGGCUGCUUUAUGAUACCUAUGGUUUCCCUGUGGAUUUAACUGGGCUGAUCGCUGAAGAGAAGGGCCUCAUUGUCGACCUGGAGGGCUUUGAAAAUGAGAAAAAGGCUGCUCAACUGAAGUCUCAGGGUAAGGGUAUGGGUGAUGAUGACCACAUCAUGCUGGAUGUCAAUGCCAUCGAUGAUCUGCGUGCCAAGGGCUUUGAGGCCACUGAUGAUUUGCCAAAAUACAACUACACGUCAGAUGAGAAUGGAAACUAUGUUUUUGAAUCCAUAGAGGCCACAGUGAAAACGGUUCGCAGGGAGAAAACUUUCAUGGAGGAAGUACAGACAGGCCAGGAUUGCGGCCUGCUGCUGGAUAGGACAUGCUUCUAUGCUGAGCAAGGUGGUCAGAUUUACGACGAAGGCUACCUGAUAAAAGUGGACGACAGCAGUGAAGAUAAAACUGAGUUCACAGUGAAAAACGUACAGGUACGAGGUGGCUAUGUCCUCCAUAUUGGAACGGUUUAUGGACAGCUGAAAGUAGGGGAUAAAGUUCGUCUCUUCGUUGAUGAGGCCAAGAGGCGAUCUGUCAUGAGUAAUCACACUAGCACCCACAUGCUGAACUUUGCUCUGCGGUCUGUGCUGGGCGAGGCUGACCAACGGGGCUCUCUGGUGGCACCGGAUAGGCUGCGUUUCGAUUUUACAGCAAAGGGAGCAAUGAGCACUCAGCAGAUCAAAAAAACUGAAGAGAUCACAUGCAAAAUGAUUCAAGAAGCUAAGCCAAUUUAUGCCAAGGAUGCUGCCCUUGCUGCAGCAAAGGCUAUUCAGGGUCUUCGUGCCGUAUUCGAUGAGACAUACCCCGACCCAGUGCGAGUGGUGUCUGUGGGGAUCCCGGUGGAGGAUAUGCUGGCUGACCCAUCAGGACCAGCGGGCUCUAUUACUUCAGUCGAGUUCUGCGGUGGAACACACUUACAGAACUCUCGCCAUGCCGGUCCUUUUGUGAUUGUAUCAGAAGAAGCUAUCGCUAAGGGCAUCAGGAGAAUAGUAGCUGUCACAGGAUCUGAGGCUCAAAAGGCACUAAGAAAGGCAGACAUGCUACAGAAUUUUCUUGUUCAACUAGAAUCAAAGGUCCAGAUCCAGACAUCUCCCAAUAAAGAGAUCCAGAAAGAGAUUGCAGAUCUCACGGAGAUGAUUAGUGCUGCAGUCAUUCCACAGUGGCAAAAAGAUGAGCUGAGGGACAAGCUGAAAUCACUAAAGAAGAUUAUGGAUGAUCUGGACAGAGCCAGUAAAGCUGACUUGCUGAAGAAGGUACGGGAGAAGACGAAGCAGUUCAUAGAUACUAAUCCAAACCAACCACUGGUUGUCAUGGAAAUGGAAGCAGGGGCACCAGCCAAGGCGCUGAAUGAAGCUCUGAAGCUGUUUAAGACACACUCCCCCCAGACAGCAGCAAUGCUGUUUGCUGUGGACAUUGAUGCAGGAAUGAUCACAUGCUUAUGUCAAGUGCCCCAGGAGGUGGUAAGCAGGGGCCUGAAAGCCAGUGACUGGGUCAACCAUAUCUUGGAUCUGCUGGACGGAAGAGGAGGAGGAAAGGACAUGUCAGCCCAGGCCACUGGGAAAAACGUCACCAGCCUCGACAAGGCACUGAAGCUGGCAACCGAGUUCGCUGAGCUGAAAAUAGGAGACCUCAAAAACUAGUCACAAAUGUUGCAGUUAACAUCACUUGAAAGACCGUCCAUGCGGCCGGGGCUCUUCUGCUGCAGGGGUUUAGGGCCACUACUGCCGAGAGGUGUGGGUGUUGAGGGAGGUGCAUUGUCACAUUCUCCUCCAAGAAAUCCUGCCUGUUAAUGUUAAAACCGUGAACUUCUGUUUCACUAAGUCAAUAGAACAGCUUAGUAAUCGAUCAUCUCUGUAAAAUCUUCAAACUGUUGCAAUAAGGGACUGGCUGUGAGAAAAUCUGUGUUAGCCUAUUUAAAAUGGCUCUAAUUCAUUAAAAGGAUUUGCACCCAUAAGCUUAAAGUAAUACUGGUGUUGUACUGGUUACAGAUUUGGAGUAUGCUAUUUAUUUUCAGAUUCAGAUCACCUGUCUCUUGUUUGCUGCCUCAUGAUGAUGCUGUCAUUACCUAGUCAUAUGUAACCAUUGUUCAAGACAAUGUAAACAAUAAAAACUCUUCAUUAUGUGAACGA